UUCGACUUUAUCUCCGCUGCCAUCGGUAGUAGGUCUUGCGCUGAGCGACAGGCGCUACAUGAAUAACAACAACUCUAUCUACCACUGGCAACAGCGGCGUCGACAGCAGAAGCAUUUCUGGCAUUAGAGUGCAGUGCACACGGUCGAUACGCUCAGAUUUCAUUCGAUCCUCAUUGUGACAGCACGUUGGCAAUUCGACGUCGCGUGGUGAAAAAGUGUUUACUGAAAAAUUUAGAUUUUUUUCCUACUCAUAACUACUACCAAAAAAUUGCUUUAGUAGCAACGUAGAAAUUCUUUGGUAACCUUUGCGUCAUAUUAUAAAGUGUUUAAGUAAGGAAAUAAAUAAAGUGUGCCUUGAAAGUCAUUCAAACGCGGAGGAUCCAACAGCCAGAAACAACUGCUGCGUGCGUUAAACGACAUUCAAUGGAAUUUUCGUGUGCGACGACAACAACGACGCUAUUUACUUGACGUGUAUGCGAGAAGAAGUGUAUGUGAAAGAGUAAAAAAAUAAAGUAACAAAAAAUAUAAUAAUCAAAAAAAGAAUUACAAAAGUGUAAGCAACGAAUAUAUUAAAUGCGAAUAUAGUAGAAAAACGAAAGCAAAAAAAGCGCGUUUAAAGCAAAGUGAGAAUAUGUAAAUAAAUGAAUGACAACAACUACGGCUGUAGAUCGACCACACAAAUCGCCGCCGAUUUGUAGUUUGUUUGAGCGAGUAAUUGUGAUUUUCUGUUUUUAUACGCAUAUACUUAUAUAUGUAUGUACAUAUAUAAUAUGCAUAUGUAUGUAUGAAAACGAAUUAAUGAAUGAAAACAAACGCGCAAGAGUGCCGAUAAAUUUGUCAAUAAUAGUGUGGAAAAUGCAAAUAUUACUAAUAAAACGUGCGUAAAGCGUAGCAAAUGAACAGCGUAAGCAAAGCAAAAUGUAAAAAAACAAAACAACAACAACAAAUCUGUAUAAAUUAUUAUGCACAGUGUAUGAAUGAAAGAAAUAUAUAUUAAAAUAUAUAAAAUAACAACAAAAGUACAUAAAAUACAAUAAAAAUCAUUCGCACAAGCAACAUUAAACGUUAGCGAUUUGCAGCGUUUAACCUUUUGAUUUUCAACUGCAAGCAGCGCGUAUACUCCAUCUGCAGACAUAAGGGUGCAUUCGAAGCAAAUUUUGUAGUGGAUUUACAUACUUGCGUAUGUGCAGCAAAAGUAGCAAUAAGAAAAACAACUAAAUUCAAUUAACCCCCAAACUACAUAGCGCACAGGCGACUGUGUUGAAGUGUUCGUAUACAAACCAUCCGAAAACCGCAUAAAAAUGGUUGUGCCCACCAUGGAUGGGCUGCCACGCGUACCGGACACACAUGGCGAUGUCGUCGAUGAGAAAUUAUUUUCAGAUUUAUAUGUACGCACCAGUUGGGUGGAUGCGCAUGUUGCACUCGAUCAAAUCGAUAAGGGCAAAGCGCGAGGGAACCGAACCGCUAUCUACCUACGUUCAGUAUUUCAAUCCCACCUCGAAUCACUUGGUAGUUCGGUACAAAAGCAUGCGGGUAAAAUGCUCUUUGUGGCCAUACUAGUGUUAAGUACAUUUUGUGUGGGUCUGAAGAGUGCACAAAUACACUCGAAAGUACAUCAAUUGUGGAUACAAGAAGGUGGACGUUUAGAAUCCGAACUCGCCUAUACACAAAAAACCAUCGGUGAAGAUGAGUUCUCAACCCAUCAGCUCGUUAUACAGACGGCGCAAGAUGCGAAUGCGUCGGUACUGCAUUCGCAAGCAUUACUGGCGCAUCUGGAGGUGCUGAAGAAAGCGACGGCGGUGAAGGUGCAUAUGUACGAUACGGAAUGGGGUUUACGUGAUAUGUGUAAUUCACCGACUACGCCAAGUUUUGAGGGACAUUACUUCAUCGAACAGAUAUUUAAGCAUUUAAUACCGUGUUCGAUAAUAACACCAUUGGAUUGCUUCUGGGAGGGGAGUCAACUCGUGGGACCGGAUUAUCCAGUGCAAAUACCUGGCAUCGAUAAGCGCAUCAUGUGGACCACAAUGAAUCCUUCGAAUCUCGUGCAAACGAUGAAACAGCAAAUGAGUGAUCAGAAAAUACCAUUCGAUUUUAAUAUGGUGGAGCAGUACAUGAAGCGAGCCGGCAUUACGGCUGGUUACACGGAGAAACCAUGUUUGGAUCCCAAGAGCCCGGAAUGUCCAGAGACCGCACCGAAUAAGGAUAGUCAACAGCCACCCGAUGUGGGUGCUAUACUCACCGGCGGCUGCUAUGGUUACGCUACAAAGUAUAUGCAUUGGCCGGAGGAGCUUAUUGUUGGCGGUGUACAACGCAAUCGCACCAGUCAUUUGCGUAAGGCGAAAGGUCUACAAAGUGUCGUGCAACUGAUGACCGAGAAGGAAAUGUUCGAUAUGUGGAAUGACAAUUAUAAAGUUCAUCAUAUCGGUUGGACACAGGAGAAAGCCGCGGAGGUAUUGAAUGCGUGGCAGCGUAAUUUUUCCAAAGAAGUGGAGACGCUAUUGAAGGGUAAUCGACGCAUAUCGAAUAAAUAUGACAUUUAUGUCUUCUCAUCGGCCACACUGGAUGACAUACUGGCCAAGUACUCCAAUCCCAGUCCGGUAAGCAUUGUGAUCGGCGUAAUUGCCACGGUGUUCUAUGCUUUCUGCACACUCAUCCGAUGGAAGGAUCCGGUUAAGGGACAGAGUAGUGUUGGUGUAGCUGGUGUGCUAUUAAUCGGUUUCUCGACUGCCGCUGGUUUGGGCCUGUGCGCAUUGCUGGGUAUCGUUUUCAAUGCGGCAAGCACGCAAGUUGUGCCCUUCCUUGCGCUCGGCCUUGGCGUAGAUCACAUUUUUAUGCUCACCGCUGCUUAUGCGGAGAGUAAUCGCAAAGAGCAAACGAAAUACAUAUUGAAGAAAGUCGGACCGAGCAUACUCUUCAGCGCAUGCGUGACAUCGGGUUCAUUCUUUGCUGCCGUUUUUAUACCAGUGCCCGCCUUGAAGGUGUUCUGUCUACAAGCCGCUAUAGUCAUGUGUUUCAAUUUAGCUGCGGCGCUACUAGUUUUCCCCGCCAUGAUUUCCUUGGAUUUGCGACGUCGCACCGCCGGACGCGCGGAUAUCUUCUGCUGUUGCUUCCCGGUGUGGAAGGAGAAACCGGUAGCGACAGCUGUGCACAAUACGCGUUACAACAAUAGUAGUAGUCGCCGAAAUACGUAUACGGUAAAGAAUUGCAACAAUCGUUCGGCGUCCAUGUCGGCACAGCAACCACAACUGAAGUAUCAAGAAGAAGCACUACUUUCGUGCGCGGAGAAACGCAUGCCGUCAUUUUCGUUGUCGAACUUUGCCUACAAAUAUUACACACCUUUCUUAAUGAAGAGCUGGGUCAAGUUCAUAACUAUAAUCACAUUUGUUGGUACGCUCGUCUUCAGCUUAUACGCCUCGACGCGUCUACAAGAUGGACUUGAUCUAAUCGAUCUGGUGCCAAAGGAUACAAAUGAGUUUAAAUUUCUGAAUGCACAAGCAUCGAUGUUCGGUUUCUAUAGCAUGUAUGCGGUGACUCAAGGGAAUUUUGAAUAUCCCACCAAUCAGCGUUUGUUGCACGAGUAUCAUGAGGCUUUUGUGCGUGUGCCACACGUUAUUAAGAAUGAUAAUGGUGGUCUACCGGACUUUUGGCUCUCACUAUUUCGCGAUUGGUUAAUCAACUUACAACGCAUAUUCGAUCGUGAGUUCAGUGAGGGGCGUCUGACGCGCGAAGGUUGGUUGUCGAAUGCGACAAGUGAUGCGAUAUUGGCUUAUAAGCUACUCGUACAAACUGGUUAUGUUGACAAUCCGGUGGAUAAAAGUGGCGUCACACAAAAUCGUUUAGUCGACAGUGAGGGUAUAAUCAAUCCGAAAGCAUUCUACAACUAUCUCUCAGCAUGGGCGACCAAUGAUGUAUUUGCCUAUGGUGCUUCACAGGGUAAAUUACAUCCAGAACCACGUAGUUACUUACACAGCCCCACUGAAUAUGAUCUCAAAAUACCGAAAAGUCUGCCAUUGGUGUAUGCGCAGUUACCGUUCUAUUUGCAUGGACUGAAUUGCACUUCUGAAAUUAAGACGUUAAUUGGACACAUACGUGAUUUGAGCGUAAAAUUUGAGUCGCGCGGUCUACCAAACUAUCCAUCAGGCAUACCAUUCAUAUUCUGGGAGCAAUAUAUGACACUACGCUGGUCACUCGCUAUAAUACUCUGUAUUUCGCUGAUAGCUGCUUUCAUAUUGGUUUCAAUAUUGCUGCUUUCUAUUUGGGCUGCCGUCUUGGUCGUUUUCAGCGUUGUCACUUCAUUGAUACAAAUUUUCGGCGCUAUGACAAUACUGGGCAUAAAACUCUCAGCCAUUCCGGCAGUGAUAUUGAUAUUAAGUGUCGGCAUGAUUGUCUGUCUGACGGUGCACAUUUCACUGGGCUUUAUUACUGCCGUGGGUAAUCGCGAACGUCGCAUACAUCUCUCCAUGCAAAUGUCGCUCGGUCCACUUAUACACGGCGUACUCACUUCCGCUGUUGCCGUAUUUAUGCUCUCUACCUCACCCUUUGAAUUCGUCAUACGUCACUUCUUUUGGCUGCUACUUGUUGUGCUCGCAGUCGGUGCUUGCAAUGGUCUUGUGCUCUUCCCCAUCAUUUUGAGUAUGUGCGGUCCAGAGGCUGAGCUGGUGCCACUCGAACAUCCAGAUCGCAUUUCAACACCAUCCCCUGUCAUGUCACGUUGCAAACGUGCUAACAAAACGGUGGUGGUGCACGGUGGCGGUGGUGGUCGUUCAUCACGUUCCUGCAGCAAGAGUAUGCAUCAUCAUAAGGAUAUCAAUAUUAAUGAUCCCUCACUGACGACCAUCACUGAAGAGCCACCAUCAUGGAAAUCCUCCUCAUCAUCGAUACAAAUGAUGAAUAACGAAUGGAAUGGCGCUAAUAUGAAUAUGAAUAAUGCACAUUAUAGCACAAAUGUCGCGCCGCCGCAAAUGAAUAAUUAUAAUAUGAAUAAUUACUAUAUGCAUCGGCAGCCACCAAAUUACAUGCAUCAUCAUCAUCAUCAGCAGCCACCACCACCACCACCAGCGCAACAACAAACCAUUUAUGGCGCACCACCGACAUUUCACAAAACGACACAUCCAUCACACCAACAACAACAACAACCGCAGCACGCGCAUCAUCCAACGCAGCAACAACAUCAAGGCGCUGCACCGCCACCACCACCACCAACGUCCUCAACCACAAGCACGCAUACGCUUGGUGGGCCACAUGAAACGGGUAACUUUCCCGAGUUGCAGAGUAUCGUGGUUCAACCGGAAGUCACUGUGGAAACGCACCACUCGGACACGAACACAACAAAAGUAACAGCGACGGCGAAUAUCAAAGUGGAAUUGGUGACGCCGGGUCGCGCGGUGCGCAGCUACAAUUUCAGCAGCUAGCGCGGUCGCGUGCGUUAGUGAAUAUGCAUUAGAGCUUUAGUGUAACGAGUGUAUCGUAUGUAUUUAUUUGCUUAGUUAGUAAGUAGUAGUUUUGAUUUUGUUUUACUUUUUUUUUGCACAAAUAUCGCGCGAAGUAAGUCAAUUUAGUGUGGCAUUGGAAGUCUAAAAAACUUCAACAAUUUCACUAAAAUUUAAAUUGAAAGUGAAAUGUGGAAAUAAAAGCAAGGAAGAAAAAAAAUGUCAACGUGCAGUUCCCGUUGUUGAGUUUGUGUAGUGCUGCCAGAUUUAAGCUCUGUUGUAAAUGUUUUAAAAACAUUGCAAUUACUUAGAUAUGAGUUUGUUAUAUUAAUUAUUUUGAAAUAUAAAUAAUGCACAAUUAAUUUUUUUACAAAUAAUUCAAAUUAAAGAAACACUUUUAUUAAAUUAUAAAUUUUUCUAAAUACUGAAUUAGUGUCAAAUUAUACUUUUUUGUUAAAUUUUGCAUAUUCUUAUAAAUUUAAACUUUUAUAAACAUUAAAUUAGUAUCAAUAAAAUAUAUUUUUUGUUAAAUUUUGCAUAUUCUUUGAAUAAAAUUAAUAAUUAAUUUAAAAAAGUAUUUAAAGACAAAUUUUAGUUUCACUAAAUAUUUUAUUUUUAAUUUAAAUAGGCUUAUAGUGUAAUCGCAGCAUUACAUUUCUUUCUUUACUUACUUUCAACGACGUUUUAUACUUCCAAUGCAAAAAUAAAUUAUAGAAUUAACACUUCCCAGUAAAGCGCUGAUUUUAAGAAAUUUAAGAAAAAACUCAACUAAGUUAUAUAUAGCAACGCAACAAAUUUGUGUAUAAAAUUGUAAUUAAAUAGCGAUUUUAUGAUAUGAGAGUAUUAUAAGCAUUUUGUUAACUAUUUAGCUCAUAGGUAAUUGUGUGUGUGUAAAUAGUGUUACAUUGUAAACCAAAUAGUAUGACAUACAUAUUAAGUUAAUUAAAAUAUCAAGGCAACAGACAAAACGUAACGUAGUGAAAAAUAUGCUAAAAACAUAAAGUUUAAAGAAAAAAUGAUAAGAUAAGCAAAAGCACAAAAUACUCAUAAUUUCUCAAAAUAAAUAAAUAAC
This is a messenger RNA of Zeugodacus cucurbitae (melon fly), 6501 nucleotides long. Its product is annotated as protein patched. Bases 1302 to 5411 code for a protein of 1369 amino acids. Gene Ontology annotation, biological process: smoothened signaling pathway. The transcript is spliced from 6 exons. Gene Ontology annotation, cellular component: plasma membrane. Gene Ontology annotation, molecular function: smoothened binding; hedgehog family protein binding; hedgehog receptor activity. The record is from RefSeq and is a predicted model, not a curated record. Lineage: Eukaryota; Metazoa; Arthropoda; Insecta; Diptera; Tephritidae.